Lasiosphaeria miniovina is the source of this 1866-nucleotide messenger RNA. RefSeq lists its product as uncharacterized. The transcript is spliced from 4 exons. Bases 1 to 1866 code for a protein of 621 amino acids. The record is from RefSeq and is a predicted model, not a curated record. Gene Ontology annotation, molecular function: triacylglycerol lipase activity. Lineage: Eukaryota; Fungi; Ascomycota; Sordariomycetes; Sordariales; Lasiosphaeriaceae. Gene Ontology annotation, biological process: lipid metabolic process.
AUGGGGUCGGCGGUGUUUGUGUCGGUCUGGCGCAUGGUGGUGGAUGUGGUUAUGUUCUGGAAAGGGAAAUUAUUCCAAUGGUACUACCGCCGCAGCCCCGUUGAGGUCUGGCUUGACGUGCUGCACAACGCGUCCGAGUUCGAGGAAUGGGAGGAGGCGGCACUACAUCUAGACAGCUUGCUGGGCCUGGACCUCUGGCGCGCCAACCCGCAGAGCCACCACUACGACUACCGCCUCAUCGACGAGCGCCUGGCGAGCAUCGAUGUCGCGCGAGACAACGGCGACGUACACGGCAUCGUUAACUUGUUACGCAGUGGCCUGGUGCGGAACCUGGGGAACAUCACCGCUCCCAAGCUUUACAAUCGCAGCUUUGCCGGCACCAAGUCCCUCAUCGCCGAGUAUAUCACCCAGGUCGCCGAGGCCAUCGAGGACAUUGGCUCGCUGCCGACGCCCACCCAGGCUCUCGAAGCCACCGGCAGUAUCCACCAAACCUUGGGCGGGUUCGAUGACAGCGGAGAUGGGAGUAAUAACAAUAAUGGGGGCGGUAGCAGCGGUAGGAUGAUGCCCGCCAUGUCGACGCAGACCAAGCUCGACUUCAUCCAUGACACGAGACAAGCAUUCGGACGGAGCACGCUUGUGCUCCAAGGCGGAGCCAUCUUUGGACUCUGCCAUUUGGGCGUUAUCAAGGCAUUGUUUCUCCGCGGCUUGCUCCCGCGCAUUAUUACGGGCACCGCGACAGGCGCGCUUAUUGCGGCCCUCGUAGCCAUCCACACCGAGGAGGAACUACCCCGAGUUCUCAAGGGGGAUGGGAUAGACCUGUCUGCCUUUUCGGGUAAGGCGAAUUCCCCGACAGGGGCCGCAGAUACAGGAGCCAACCAGUCUCUCUGGAGCCGGUGGACAACGGUCAUGCGGAGGGCACGGCGGUUCCGAAGAGAGGGGCACUUUUUGGACGUCAAGGUCCUGGAAGAAUGUGUCCGGGCCAAUGUCGGCGAUCUCACCUUUGAGGAGGCGUACCAGCGCAGCAAGCGGGUGCUCAACAUCACUGUUGCAACGGCUGGGCAGGGCGGCGUGCCUACCCUGUUGAAUUACCUAACAGCCCCCAAUGUGUUGAUCUGGACAGCCGCGGUGGCAUCCAACGCCUCGGCGCCGUCCCUCUACGGACAAUUACAGACGAGGGUGCUUUGCAAGGAUGCACAGGGUCAUAUUGUCCCAUGGGAACCGGUCACGGUCGACUUCCGGCAUUGGACACACGUCUCAAUCUCGGACCAGGAGUCUCCCUUGUUGCGCAUUGCAGAGCUGUUCAACGUGAACCACUUCAUCGUCAGCCAGGCGAGGCCGUAUCUGAUCCCCUUUCUGCAGAGCGACAUGCAUGGGCCGUCUCUGGUGGAGACACGCAACAAGACUACGUCGGUCACGGCAUUCCUGGUGCGUAUGAUGGGGCUCGAGAUUCGCCACCGACUGCGUCAACUCGACACGCUGCAGCUGCUUCCUGCAGGGAUCCGCCGCUUUCUCGUCGACGAGAGAGUUCCAGGAGCCAGUGUCACCCUUGUGCCCGAGGUAACGACGGGCGACUUUGUGAGGCUGAUGGAAACGCCAACCAAAGAGACGCUCGAGUAUUGGAUACUGAGGGGGGAGCGGAGCGUGUGGCCGGCCGUGGCAGCACUCAAGAUUCGAUGUGCCGUCGAAACUGAACUCGACCGGGCGUAUCAGCAGGCGCGACGGCUAAAGGCUGGAGGGCUACGGCGGAAAGCAAGUACCAUGACGCCCAUGAAUGCGCCACCAGACAACGAGGUGAGGGAAAGGGAGCGAAGGGAGAGGGACCGAGCCCACAGCACAGGCGCAAGAUGCUUGCCAACUUCGUCCUAA